Messenger RNA from Rhagoletis pomonella (apple maggot), 2886 nucleotides. Its product is annotated as probable G-protein coupled receptor Mth-like 9. Lineage: Eukaryota; Metazoa; Arthropoda; Insecta; Diptera; Tephritidae. Gene Ontology annotation, molecular function: G protein-coupled receptor activity. The record is from RefSeq and is a predicted model, not a curated record.
UUUUCUGGACCGCUUUGGACGUGUGCGAAGCUAUUGACGAUUGUUGGUGGAAACGCGCAUAGAAAGAACGGGGCGGCGCGCAGUGCGAGGCGGACGACUGGUACGGCGUUGAACGCCAGUGCGAUUGUGAAAGAACGCGAGUGCACAGCACAACAAGUAGCCGAAAAUGUCCAAAUGAAUUCAAAAAAAUAAUAGAAAAUUUAAUUAUACAAAUACCUGAGAGCGUGACGUCACCUCGGCGGCUAAAAUAAAAUAUUGGCGAUUAGCGAAAAAAUAUUUUCGAAAGUCAAUCACGUUGCGCUUAAUUAACAUUGAGACAAAAUCUAUGAGAAGUUUACAAAAACCCUACGACUUAUGAAGUGUGAACGUCGCGUGCGUGUGUGUGUGUGUGAAUUGGUGUAAUUAGCAGCUUAGAAAUUUCCGCAGUUCCGCAAUCGCCAUGGCAGCCGCCAUUUCUAGCCGCUUAAAACCUCAAAUUCUUGCCGUGCUGACGCUGCUGCCGCUGCUUGUGUGCGUGCGGUCAUUACAGGCAGCGACCCCUACACCGACCUACCCCUGCGCGUAUGCACAAACUGUCAACAUAUCCGAAGGACUCCGGCUCAAAGAUGGCUCUUAUUCAUACGAAGGGCUGCUGAUACCGGCAAAUAUGACAGCGCUCUACACAUUUCAGGUGGUAGACGGCAUUCUCUCGAACGCACCACCACACAUGCGCGGCUGCGUUUGCCGCCAACGGCCUUGCAUCACAUUUUGCUGCCCGCCGGCGAAAGUGUUCGACGAGCUGACGCAGAGCUGUGUGUCACAAGCGUCGGCGCUGAGCGGCCAGCAGCAGCGGCCGCAGCACGCUCACAUCGAAAUCACCGCCGCAAAUGGCAGCGUCAAUAUAGUCAGCAUUCGCGAUAUGUUCGUGAUGCGCUACGAGUUAGGCUGCAGUCGAAAAUACAUCAACGAGGCGAAUGAGAUCUUCUGGAAGUGGGACCUCUUUGCGAAUGGUUCUCUAUCCAGUCAGGGUCGAAUUUGGGACGCCGAUCAGUACUGCUUCACGCCAUUGGAACAUAAAAAGGUGUGGAGCUUGGUGCCGCUCACCUGCGAACGUUCGGCGCGCGGUUUUCGCCUCUGGAUUUAUGUGAUUUGUAUCGCAUUGGCUAUACUUAUCUACGCCUUCAUUCUCCUGACACUCGUCUCCAUCAAAGCGGUGCGCAAUGGCGGCUAUGGUGAAUCGCUUAUCUUCUAUCUGGCCUCUACAAUCAUCGGGCUCUCAGCGCUGCUAUACCUGGCCCUACGCUCGCGUUUAGAUCUUUCUGAAACUGCCUGCCGCAAUAUUGGCUUCAUUGCUUACGUCUUCCUCAUGUUUUCGUUCUUCUUGCUCACCAUCAUCAGCUGGAAUUUUUGGUACAACUUCAAGUCGCGACGUCUGAGCAGCUGGAAACGCAAGUUGAUCUAUAUGCUUGCCUUCGCCUUAGCUGUGGCGCUGAGGUUUCUGUUGAAGUUCAUACAGGACUCAAAUGUUUAUCAGCAGCUGAAACCGGGUAUCGGCGAUGCGUUUUGUUGGUUUGAUGUUCGUUUGUGGGGCAUUUUGUUGUACUUUUAUAUACCCAUUGUGGUUUGUUUGGCGCUAAGCAUGACGCUCUUUUUGAAAACCUAUUUGGCUAUUUGGAAUUUGCCGGAGGAUGUCAUUAAUAUCGCUGGCUAUGACGUAAAGCUGAUAAAAGCACAUUUCUAUGCCUUCUUCGCCUAUCUACUGGGCGCUAUGUGCGUAUGGAUGCGCGAACUAAUUGUCUAUUUGAUAUUCCGUUGGCGCAACAGAUAUUUUAUUUUAGACUUCCUAACUGGAGUUUGCCUCUUCGGUCUCGCCUUGUGUGGACUGAUAUUCUUACUUUAUAAAAACCCAUUGGUACGCGCUUGGUGGCAUGUAAAUGUGAAGGAAGGGAGAGCUGAAAACGGUGUCUAUUUGACGCAAAUUUAUCGCACCGAACAAGUGCGGACAGACAAACUAAAAGGCUUAAUUCUCUCCGUCAUCUGUAUGAGCAUCAUCCUUUUUGUCUAUCUCUUUUGCACCGAUAUACGCAAUACCUUCUAUGGCGUUGCCAUCAAAGUCUACGCGCUGUGCGUCAUCAUCGGCUAUUCGCUUUUGGCUCACCUCACACUCACAGAUCCAGCCACGUUUUCCAAGCUGGCCUGCAUUAAUCUACGCGCCUGCGUUAUCCUCUACUUGGUUCUAUCCUUCUAUGUGCUGAGCUUUAUGAGCUUCAAUUUCUACAUGCAUUUCCAUGGCAUCAUUCUGUCGCCUGGUCGAUCUUUGCGGCCAACAAUCUAUAUGACAUUAGCAGCGACACCUGCUGGUUCGAUCCGCGCAACUGGUCCAUUAUGAUUUACUAUUAUGCGCCAAUUUUCAUCGCCUGUGUGUUGACCUUAUUUUUCUAUAUUCUCACCUUGAUUCAUAUCAGUGAGCGUCGCGAUUUCAAUAUACGCAAAGCCACAGAGUCACUGGAGGAAAAUCGCUUCAAAUCAUUCUGGAAGUUCUUCAGCUACACCUUCGUUGUCUUUCUGGUCUGCGUAACUUCGUUCGCCAUCAACUACUACCGCGAGGAAUGGACUCACAUUAACUAUGCGGUCUGUCUGUUCAUCGCAUUUCACGGCUUCGGCGGUUUGUACGCCUUGAUUGGCAAAAAUCAGCAGGUACAAAAUUUUCUGCGACGCAUCGAGGAGGAUGUAAGUAGCGAUGACGACGAUAUGACGGAGAGUGCGGUGCCCAUGUCGGGAUUCUAAUAAUUGUCCCUCUGCUGUUGGAGCACAUUAUUUGUUAUGAAAGUUAUAUAAGCUAUUAUCUUAUUAAGUGCAUAUAAAUAUAUUUGAUAGAGUUAAGUGUAAAAAGAAACCAGUUUUUGU